GUAGUAUGAGAAGAAUGAAAGAAAGAAGACUCUCUGUUUCGUCGGGUGGGUGAGAUGGGUCCGAACAGAUCUUCCCUCUUUCUCGAAGUCCUACUUGCAAUUUUGAUCCCUCCUUUGGGUGUCUGUCUCAGGCAUGGCUGCUGUAGCUGUGAAUUCUUAAUCUGCUUGAUCCUGACUUUAUUGGGGUAUAUUCCUGGGAUCAUCUACGCCAUCUAUGCGAUCGUCGUCAUAGAUCGGGACAGAUACCGUGAUGAAUAUAAUGAUUAUCAGCCAGUCUAUGCAGCAUAGCUAUGGCCCACUUCUCUUUUUUCCUUGUUUGAAAUGGUUUGUUUCUUUCCAACUUCUAUUAUGCAAAUGAGUGGAUUUUAAGUGUUUUCUAUUUCCAAUGUAUAGUCACGGAACAAUGAUUGGCUGCAAACCCUGUAGCCCAAGUGGGCUGACAUAUGAUCACCAGAAACGGUUCGAUAGAAUGGUCCAACGUGGAUUAGAAAUGGCCUCCAAUUCCCAUGAUCUGAUGAUCAAGGCCAUCCCAUUAUAAGCUUGUGUCAUUCAUCUUGGUAUGUGGUCAUUUCAAUGGGGUUAUUUUAGGAUGUGUGAUCUGUGGUGGGCCCUUCAAUGUCAUUGUUUUUGGAUUGAAUCUUUUAGAUCAUGUGCGGCCUAUCAGACCUAUUGGGCACGUUUGUUUUUAUAUUUGUUAGAUUUUAUUGGUUAUGUGGAUGGAUAUGUGUGCAUGUAAUUGCAUCAUGCAUUUUCAGUAGUAAUGUAUACACAUUAUUCUUGGUUCGGUCGA
Molecule: messenger RNA, 790 nt
Organism: Magnolia sinica
Lineage: Eukaryota; Viridiplantae; Streptophyta; Magnoliopsida; Magnoliales; Magnoliaceae
Product: hydrophobic protein OSR8-like
Exons: 2
Coding region: 55-288 (77 amino acids)
Cellular component (GO): membrane
Source: RefSeq, a predicted model, not a curated record